Molecule: messenger RNA, 7255 nt
Organism: Oryzias melastigma (Indian medaka)
Lineage: Eukaryota; Metazoa; Chordata; Actinopteri; Beloniformes; Adrianichthyidae
Gene: nlgn2a
Product: neuroligin 2a
Exons: 9
Coding region: 1221-3707 (828 amino acids)
Biological process (GO): synaptic vesicle endocytosis; chemical synaptic transmission; postsynaptic membrane assembly
Cellular component (GO): cell surface; postsynaptic specialization membrane; synapse
Molecular function (GO): neurexin family protein binding; signaling receptor activity
Source: RefSeq, a predicted model, not a curated record
UUAGAGAGGGAAAAAAGGCCUGAUCGAAAGGAGGAUAAGAAAAGAAAGUGGACUUGUAUCUCUUUAAUGUGCUCUGACGUCACGAUGAUGCAAGCUGAAAGAGAGAGGGGAGAAAAAAGAAAGUCCCAUACUUUUAUUUUUUAAACCGGAAACCGGAAACACUUAUUUUCUUAAUAAGAGAACGAAAACAAGCCUGGUUUUAAAUUAAUAUUUAUAAAAAUAAAAAAUAAUAGAGAAGCAGCGACCCUAUUGAGGUCAGAGGAAAAGCGUUGCCGGGGCGACCGGCUGGCUAGAGGGAGGGGGGCACUGCGGCGCGCGCGCGGCGUGCCUGUGAACGUGCGCGCUCUCGCCUCUGUUAGCAGCAGUCGCGGCAUCCAGAGAGAGAGAGAGAGGGAGGCAGCAUCCUCUCACCCCGCCGGUACCGACACCAGCCACCGGGACUCCCGGCCGCCGCCACCCACGCUGCUUCCCGCGCUCGCCUCCGGGGAAUUAACCGUGGAUUUUAUCGCGUCAGAAAAGAGAAAAAACCGGAAGGAAAAAAAAAAAAAAAGAGCGGCAGAGCGAGGUUAGCGGUCAGCACAGGUGAUACUUCUGACACCAAAUGUCCGGCCAAACGCUCUAUUUAAUUUUUUUUGAAGCUGAAAAUAUAUUUUUCCUCUCUUAAAAGAAUGAUUUAAUGGCUGUUCUGAUAACCCCCCCCCCUGCUCGGAUGGGUCAUCCUAACUACAGAUGCUUUUAUUUUGUAAACCUGUCAUGAAGUCCCGUCUGCGGUUGGAUUGAACCAGCUGGAAAGGAUUUUUUUUCCUAUUUUUUGGAAAGAAAAAUAAAAAUACUUUCAGCUUGACACCCCCAAACCAACCCCCCCGGAGGGUGGUGAAGAGGACAAGGAGAAGGGCAAAAUCCCAGGAAGCCCCGAGGGGGAUCUGGUACCCAACUCACCAGCAGAGUCUACCACUGAUGCAAUACUCUUGGAGUCGAAGCGGUAUGGAACGCAACAGAACCAUGGCUGACCAAAAGUUUCGGAGAGCAGCUUUUCAGAUACGUCACUGAGUGAUCACACAACUCAAGACCCAACAAUCCUGGGUUACCACUCGCCUCUGGGAUUUGGUCAAUUCCACCUGGCUUUGUUGUCUCACGAUAGUAUGGUUUCCACUCCUUGCUUUUGUCUAUAAUCCUCAUCUUGGACAAUCAAAUUAGUUAUCCACCGUUUGAUUCCAGCCAUGAACCCCUUACCUCUAACUCGGCGGGGUUUGUUGUCAAGGACACGCCACUUUAGACUCAUGACGGACUGGUGCUUUAUAAGUAUCCUAGGCCUUACCCUUCUCUUCAAUUUGGCCUCGUGUCAGAGGAUGGAUCCCUCCAAGCACCCGAUCGUCAACACCAACUAUGGAAAGAUCAGAGGCGUCAAGAAGGACUUGAACAAUGAGAUUCUCGGCCCGGUGGAGCAAUACCUGGGAGUUCCCUACGCCACAGCGCCCAUCGGCGACCGCCGCUUCCAACCUCCCGAGGCGCCAGGAUCCUGGCAGGAGAUCCGCAAUGCCACCCAGUUUGCCCCCGUGUGCCCUCAGAACAUACACGGGGUGCUUCCGGAGAUCAUGCUGCCUGUGUGGUUCACGGACAACCUGGACGUGGCGGCGGGAUACAUCCAGAACCAGAGCGAAGACUGCCUCUACCUCAAUAUCUACGUGCCAACAGAGGACGGUCCGCUCACAAAAAAAACUGAUGAAUCUUCAAUGAACAAGCCGCGAGACGAAGAUAUUCGUGACCGCAGGAAGAAGCCGGUGAUGAUGUUCAUUCACGGAGGCUCCUACAUGGAAGGCACAGGAAACAUGUUUGAUGCCAGCGUGCUCGCCGCCUACGGCAACGUGAUCGUGGUGACCAUGAACUACCGGUUGGGAGUGCUAGGUUUCCUCAGUACGGGGGAUCAGUCCGCUAAGGGAAACUACGGUCUGCUGGACCAGAUCCAGGCCCUCCGCUGGCUCAACGAGAACAUCGGACACUUCGGAGGAGACCCGGAGAGGAUCACCAUCUUCGGUUCUGGAGCCGGCGGCUCCUGCGUCAACCUCCUGAUCCUGUCGCACCACUCGGAGGGUUUGUUCCACAGAGCCAUCGCUCAGAGCGGCACGGCCAUCUCCAGCUGGUCCGUCAACUACCAACCCCUCAAGUACACCAAGAUCCUGGCCAGGAAGGUGGGCUGCACCUACUCAGACACCGUGGACCUGGUCGACUGCCUGAGGCGCAAAACCUUCAGGGAGCUGGUGGACCAGGACAUCCAACCGGCGCGGUACCACAUCGCCUUCGGCCCCGUGGUGGACGGAGACGUGGUCCCUGACGAUCCCGAGAUUCUCAUGCAGCAGGGGGAGUUCCUCAACUAUGACAUCCUCAUAGGAGUGAAUCAAGGAGAAGGGCUGAAGUUUGUGGAUGACAGCGAGGACAAUGAUGGGAUCACCGCCGCCGCGUUCGACUACACCAUCUCCAACUUUGUCGACAACCUGUACGGGUACCCCGAGGGCAAAGACAUCCUGAGGGAGACCAUAAAGUUCAUGUACACCGACUGGGCGGACAGGGACAACGGCGACAUGCGGAGGAAAACUCUGCUAGCCCUGUUUACCGACCACCAGUGGGUGGCGCCGGCGAUAGCUACCGCCAAACUGCACGCCGAGUUCCAGUCCCCCGUUUACUUUUACACCUUCUACCACCACUGCCAGACGGAGACGAGACCCGAGUGGGCGGACGCCGCCCACGGGGAUGAGAUCCCGUACGUCUUUGGUGUUCCAAUGAUCGGCGCUACCGACCUGUUUCCGUGCAAUUUCUCCAAGAACGACGUGAUGUUGAGCGCCGUGGUCAUGACUUACUGGACCAACUUUGCCAAGACGGGUGACCCCAACCUGCCGGUUCCUCAGGACACCAAGUUCAUUCACACCAAACCCAACCGCUUUGAAGAAGUCAUCUGGACCAAGUUCAAUUCCAAGGACAAGCAGUAUCUCCACAUCGGCUUGAAACCUCGAGUUAGAGACAACUACCGGGCCAACAAGGUGGCCUUCUGGUUGGAACUGGUGCCGCAUCUUCACAGUCUACACGAGAUCUUCCCCACGACCACCCGCUCGCCCCCAGGAGGUCCAGGGACUAUGAGGCCGGGGCCCAGACCCUCGGGCCCUCGCACCACUCGGUACCCCUACCCAACCUUCCCAUCCGAGUCCGACCCCGAGGGCUCGGACCGUCCGCCCCAGGAGCUGUUUCCUGGAGACACUCGUGACUACUCCACUGAACUGAGCGUGACGGUAGCCGUGGGAGCCUCGCUGCUUUUCCUCAACAUCCUGGCGUUCGCGGCCCUCUACUACAAGCGCGACAAGCGCCACGAGAUGCGGCGGCACCGCCUGUCCCCCCAGAGGGGCGGACCGGCGAACGACCUGGCCCACAGCCAGGAGGAGGAGAUCAUGUCGUUGCAGAUGAAGCACUCGGAGCACGACCCCCACCACGACAUGGAGCCCUUGAGGCCCCAUGACAUUCUGCGGCCCGCCUGCCCGCCCGACUACACCCUGGCGCUGCGCCGGGCCCCCGACGACGUGCCGCUGAUGACGCCCAACACCAUCACCAUGAUCCCCAGCACCAUCACCAGCAUGCAGCCUCUUCAUGCUUUCAAUACCUUCCCUUCCACCGGCCACAACAACACCCUGCCCCACCCCCACUCCACCACCAGGGUAUAGUAGGGCCCGGCCCGGCAAGCUCCACUCAAGGACCUGGAAUACUGGCCCUACUGCUCACCAGGAGGAGAGGCGGACCUCCAGAUGCGGGCCUCUAUUCUCUAUCACUGUCUCUUUUCUCCAAAAGCUGUCAAAGGAAGCAGCCCCCUCUAGUGGCGGAGCAUGCAGAACUGCAUGGAAGCAGAUCCUCCAGUUUGAGGGCGACUCUGAACUCUCAAAGAAACAGUUUUUAAAGAGUGUCUGCAAUUUCUAGACAAAAAAAAAAAAGACGGUUUUGCUCCUUCCUGUUUUAUCUCUUUAUUUUUUACAAUGGAAUCGUCUUCUAUUCCGUCCUCCGUGUUUUCUGUGAGCAUUUCUUUUUCUUUCUACGACAUCUGUGUCUUAUCGCUGCUCCGGUCCUCGGGUUCGACCCGAUUCUCCACCUCCUCGGCGGCGCUGGAGGACUUAAGGCGCUCGGAGCCGGAGGGGACGAGACGAACACACGGUUGCUAUGGAGACUUCUCUGUCAUCCCGCCGGCGUUCUCGGUGCCAAGUACUGUGUUCCUCAUCAAGGGGAGACAAAAGAGAAUUCCUGUCAACUAGCAGAGGCUGUGUGAUCUCAUGACAAAGUGCCAAACCGGCCCUCCGUGUUUUCCCUUCGAUUCAUCUCGUUUCUACGGUGUUUGUUUUGUUGUGGAAGGAUGUCUUGCUGAAAAUAUAGAUAUAGAGAAAAGAUAUUAUAUAUAGUUCUAUAUAAAUGUGUACAAAGGAGAAAGUAUAUGAGUGGGUUUUAUCAGGGGGCGGGGUCUAUGCAUGAAUUAUUUUUCGAGGAUAACCAUGAGGGUGGGUGGGAUCAGUCCGUUUCCUAAAUCCGGUCAGAUGAUUCUGGUCCACUUUGAUUUUUCAAAAGGGUCACUAAUAGCUGAAAGUGUCCGUCCUCCAUUACGAUGCUAUUUACAGAACCCCCCCACCCCCCCCACCAAACGAAGAUGAUGAAGCACACCCUCAUCCUCCGUCAGCAGCUUCUUCCAGAGGAUGCUCCCGUGGCGCCGAAGACGCAAUUAUUUUUGUAUUCAGUCAGAUUUUUCUUUCUGUUGCAUCAGAUAGGCCUUAAUUAGAUGAAGACAGGCAGCUCCCCCCACCCCCACCCAAAACGAGCCUCAGCAUAUCCGUCUGGGAUCGUCCGGCUGGUUUUUCGUAGCCCGUACGUUACGAGGUAAGCACACUGAAGGGAUCUCAAACGCGCUCCACAAAGAUGUCAAACGUAAAACACGCCAGUAGGGCGCCGUCGUUUGUCCCGCUACUGCCUAAAGGACGGCGGGGAGGACGGAAGGGGGCUCAAAACUGAGACUGGAGGCAGGCACCACGUCCGCUUUUAUACUCCCCUACCAAGCGGAGGACAGAACCAGAACCCGGAUCGAGUCCACGCGCUCCCUCCAGAGGGCGCCAUCGUGUCGGACUGAGCACAGCCCACGUGGAGGGACACCUGGCGAGGAUCAAAGUGUACAUUUUUACCUGUAAGAAUCAAACAGACAAAAUAUUUGUAAAUAUUCAGUUUCUCGUUUGUUUGUUUGUUUGUUUUUAUUUCUGUUGGUUUGUUUGGGAUUUGAAUGAAUGCUUACGUUGUGACGACCUAAGACAGCAGGUGCAGCUCUUCAAAAGUCUCCAAGCUCCUCCCACACGACAAACAAACGGGCCAGUUUUAGUGGUUGAGAACAGAUGGAGCGUCCUGUAGCAUCCUGAGCGGGGAAGCCGCUGUAGCAGAUCCGCUGUCGAUCGGAGGCAUCUCCAGGUUACAACCAUUUCCUAUCAAAUGUGUUACAGAGUCUGCAGUGUCAUCUUCCUGUUGUGUAAAAGCAAGUUUGCUGCCUGUUGAAUUCUUUCUAUUUAGACGAGAAAAGCAGCUCUGCUCAGACGGCGAACCAGCCGGAACCACAAGCGUAAUGAGAUGUCCGCUCGCCUCACAUGUAGCAGUGUUUACAUGUAGCCUUUGGGUUGGAGGAACACUGAGAUGCCUCAAAUGUGCAAACGUUAGCAUCCCCCUUUUGGUUUUUGUGUAUUGCAAAUGUGUAGUUUUCUUUACUAGUUGAGCCAACACAACCACACAGGCAAUACCAAAAACCCCUAUGAGUACGACGAAACAGCUCGCAAAUCUGCUAGCUUUCAGUUUUUAACAUUGAAAUUGUCUCUUUAUCUCAUUUCCAUUCGAGUUUUUGACAUUUUGUCUAAAGGAUUUCAGAACCACGCUUUGUUUCUUUACUUUGUUUGCUUUUCUGGAGACUCACAUUUGCCUUCGACACCUUCGACACACGCUCUGUGAGUUACCAGAUAACACACUUCACUCACGCGAAGUGUUAAUCUUUAUGUUAUUGCUUCACGUUAGCAAAGCAGCUUACUUUGCUAAAGCUAAGUACUAUAGCAAAGCGACAUUUUAAUAACUUUAUUAAAGUAAAGUGUUCCUUAAUGUUUGUACUUUACGAUAAAGUGUUACAUAGUAGCAUAAAGCCACUAAAUGUAAAGCAAGACUUUACUCACUUUUCUAACACAAAAGCAAAUGUUACUAACGUAAAUUUUAGCAAAAUAGCAUGAUGCUAACAAAGUACUAGCAUAAAGAAAGACUACAUUUGUGAAGUACAUAAAUGGUGGAAGAGUUAUGGUAAUUUAGAGAGUUAUUUGUGUACAACCUGGACGGUCUUAAGGCCUCAAGCCCAGAUCAUUACUCCUCCACCUCCAUACUUGUCAUUUCUGUUACAAUAUUAGAAUUUUUUUUGUCUCAUCUGUUGAUAUGACAAAAACUCUUACAUUUUAUUGAGACAAAAAAAGAAAAAUACAGCAAAAUUUGGGUGUCUGAGGUCUUUUUAAGCCAACUCCCAUCCAGACAUUUGUCUGUAUUUGAGGAUCUCCUCCAGUAUCUCAAAUCUUUCUCACUGUAAAACAACAAAAAAUAAUUUCCAGAUUCAUGUGCAGAAAAAUUCCUUCCCUCUUGAGCUCUAUUAGGGAUAGUAAUGCCCAAGAUUUAUUUUACUAUUUUAGUAUUUUUGUUGGGUUUGGUUCAAAAAAUUCAACAAAAAUCAAAUUUAUUGACUCUAUUUUAUACCUUUUCCCUUUAAAAAGACUAAAGGAUUAACAGGAAAUGGAUGCUGCUCUUGCACAGGAUCGUACUUUCGUGGAGUAAUGCGAUCGCUCCAGCCUUUUUGAUUCAAAUCACUGUGCUCUUGUCAGCGUGGAAGUUCUCCUGCACUGGGGGGUUGGAUCAGAAGUGGAUUCCAGCUGCUUUUCAUGCAUAAAACCUUCUUUCUUCGUCUCAUUCUGUGGAGGGGAUCUCACAGACUGCAGAUCUGCACCUGUUGUCUUGUUUUUACAUUCUAUGUUGACAUCAGAAACCCGAGACUUGACAUGAAGAAAACUGUUUAAAUAAUGAUCAUUUAAAAAGAAAAAGAAAAAAACGUGAAUAUAAAAAAGUAAAAUUAUAUACAUAAAUGAGGUGAUGAUAUUUCUGUUACUUUAGAAGUUAUUAUACACUGUAUGCUGUGGUUCUGAUCUGGGAAACAUUAAAGAAGUUCAUAACCAAA